This is a messenger RNA of Echinops telfairi (small Madagascar hedgehog), 3754 nucleotides long. RefSeq names its product EPH receptor A10 (gene EPHA10). Lineage: Eukaryota; Metazoa; Chordata; Mammalia; Afrosoricida; Tenrecidae. Gene Ontology annotation, cellular component: neuron projection; plasma membrane. Gene Ontology annotation, biological process: cell surface receptor protein tyrosine kinase signaling pathway; protein phosphorylation; axon guidance. The record is from RefSeq and is a predicted model, not a curated record. Bases 1 to 2748 code for a protein of 915 amino acids. Gene Ontology annotation, molecular function: ATP binding; transmembrane-ephrin receptor activity; protein binding. The transcript is spliced from 17 exons.
AUGGAGACCGGCGCCGGCCCCCACCCGCUGCGCCUCUUCGCCUGCCUGAUGCCGCUCUGUCUCGCGCUGCUUGUAGGGCCCGGGCGGCCCGGGACCGCCGAGGAAGUCAUCCUCCUGGAUUCUAAAGCGUCCCAGGCUGAGCUGGGCUGGACUGCACUGCCCAGUAAUGGGUGGGAAGAGAUCAGCGGUGUGGACGAGCACGACAGGCCCAUCCGCACGUACCAAGUGUGCAACGUGCUGGAGCCCAACCAGGACAACUGGCUGCAGACGGGUUGGAUCAGCCGCGGCCGUGGACAGCGCAUCUUCGUGGAACUGCAGUUCACGCUGCGCGACUGCGGCAGCAUCCCCGGCGCCGCGGGCACCUGCAAGGAAACCUUCAACGUCUACUACCUGGAGACCGAGGCCGAUCUAGGCCGUGGACGUCCCCACCCGGGCGGCAGCCGGCCCCACAAAAUCGACACAAUCGCCGCGGACGAGAGCUUCACGCAGGGCGACCUGGGCGAGCGCAAGAUGAAGCUGAACACAGAGGUGCGCGAGAUUGGCCCGCUCAGCCGGCGGGGCUUCCACCUGGCCUUCCAGGACGUGGGCGCCUGCGUGGCGCUGGUCUCUGUGCGCGUCUACUAUAAGCAAUGCCGAGCCACCGUGCGAGGCCUGGCCGCCUUUCCAGCCACUGCGGCCGAGGGCGCCUUCUCCACUCUGGUGGAGGUGACCGGAACGUGCGUGGCACAUUCGGAAGGGGAGCCCGGUAGCCCCCCGCGUAUGCACUGCGGUGCCGAUGGUGAGUGGCUGGUGCCUGUGGGCCGCUGCAGCUGCAGUGCGGGAUUCCAGGAGCAUGGCGACAUCUGCGAAGCCUGCCCUCCAGGGUUUUACAAGGUGUCCCCAAGGCGGCCCCUUUGCUCGCCUUGUCCUGAGCACAGUCGCGCUUUGGAAAACGCCUCCACGUUCUGCGUGUGCCAUGAGAGCUAUGCGCGCUCGCCCACCGACCCACCCUCCGCUUCCUGCACCCGUGAGUCCCAAAGACCAUGUCACCUCACCUUUGUGCCCAGGUCCCUCCUGGGACUGCUGGCUGCACGUGGAGCGCCCUGGGAGGAGGAUGAGAUCCGCAGGGACCGGGUGGAGCCCCAGAGUGUGUCCCUGUCGUGGCGGGAGCCCGUCCCCGCAGGAGCCCCCGGGGCCAACAGCACGGAGUAUGAGAUCCGUUACUACGAGAAGGGCCAGAGUGAGCAGACCUACUCCACCGUGAAGACCGGGGCGCCUGCCGUCACCGUCACUAACCUGAAGCCAGCCACCCGCUACGUCUUUCAGAUCCGGGCAGCAUCCCUGGGGCCCCCCUGGGAGGCUCAGGGCUUCAACCCCAGCAUCGAGGUGCAGACUCCAGGGGAGGCCGCCCCGGGGUCCAGGGACCAGAGCCCGGCAGUGGUCGUCACCGUGGUGAGCAUCUCGGCCCUCCUGGUCCUGGGCUCGGUGGUGAGCGUGCUGGCUGUGUGGAGGAGGCCCUGCAGCUACAGCAAAGGAGGCCGAGACGCCCAUGACGAAGAGGAGCUCUAUUUCCACUUCAAGGUGCCAACACGCCGCACCUUCGUGGACCCGCAGAGCUGUGGGGACCCACUACAGGCUGUGCAUCUGUUCGCCAAGGAGCUGGAUGCGAAAAGCGUCACGCUGGAGAGGAGCCUGGGAGCAGGCCGGUUUGGGGAGCUGUACUGCGGCUGCCUGCAGCUGCCCGGCCGCCAGGAGCUGCCGGUGGCCGUGCACAUGCUGAGGGACGGCUGCUCGGACUCUCAGAGGCUCAGCUUUCUGGCCGAGGCCCUAACCCUGGGCCAGUUUGACCACAGCCAUAUCGUGCGGCUGGAGGGUGUCGUCACCCGAGGAAGCACCUUGAUGAUUGUCACCGAGUUCAUGAGCCACGGGGCACUGGACGGCUUUCUCAGGCGGCAUGAGGGGCAGCUGGCAGCAGGGCAGCUGAUGGGGCUGCUGCCGGGGCUGGCGUCGGCCAUGAAGUACCUGUCGGAGAUGGGCUACGUGCACCGAGGCCUGGCGGCCCGCCGCGUGCUCCUCAGCAGCGGCCUGCUCUGCAAGCUCUCGGGCUUUGGCCGCGGCCCCCGGGACCGCGCUGAGGCUGUCUACACCACCAUGAGUGGCCGGAGCCCGGCUCUCUGGGCUGCCCCCGAGACACUCCAGUUCGGCCACUUCAGCUCUGCCAGCGACGUGUGGAGCUUCGGCGUGGUCAUGUGGGAGGUGAUGGCCUUCGGGGAGCGGCCCUACUGGGACAUGUCCGGGCAGGACGUGAUCAAGGCAGUGGAGGACGGCUUCCGGCUGCCGCCCCCCAGGAGCUGCCCCUCCCCGCUGCACCGCCUGAUGCUGGACUGCUGGCAGAAGGACCCGGGUGAGCGGCCCAGGUUCUCCCAGAUCCACAACACCCUCGGCAAGAUGGUGCAGGACCCCGAGCCCCCCAAGUAUGCCACGACCACCUGUCCCAGGCCUCCCACCCCCCUGGCGGACCGUGCCUUCUCCACCUUCCCCACCUUCGUCUCCGUGGGUGCAUGGCUGGAGGCCCUGGACCUUGGCCGCUAUAAGGACAGCUUUGCUGCAGCUGGCUACGGGAGCCUGGAGGCGGUGGCCGCGAUGACUGCUCAGGACCUGGUGAGCCUGGGCAUCACGUCAGCUGACCAUCAGGAGGCUCUCCUCAGCGGGAUCAGCACCCUGCGGGCACGAGUUCUGCAGCUGCAGGGCCAGGGGGUACAGGUGUGAGUGGCCAGGACUUGGGGGGGGGCGGUCCCCCGACCCCUGGCCCCGCCCACUCAAGAGCGAGAGCUCUCUUCUCCACUGGGGCCCAGAGCUUGUUGGGGGCCACAGUGUCCCCCCAUUUUACUGUCUGAUCCUCACCUCCCCACCUGGAUGCCUCAGCUGGAUUGGUGCCAGCAUGCCCACCUUCUCUUCCUGCCUGGGAAAAAGCUGAUUCCUGGGGCCCCCCCCCCCACUAAGAAGACAGCAUGAGGAAGCCCAAGGCCUGAGAGGAGAUGGGGCAGGGUUGAGAGGGGCACGUAGGUGUGCCUCACCCUGCUCACGGGCCUCGGUCUUCGACCCCUACGGCACCGGCCCCCACGGAUGCCCCUUUCUCAGCAGACCCACUGAGAAACAGUGACCGCAGCUACCUGGAGGUCUAGGUCUGAGAAGCAGGACUGAGGGAUUGGGUCCUAGUGGCCUGGGCCUGGGCUGGGGCCUACCUGGACUCUCCAGGCCGGCAGAGGGAUGCUGCGCUCAGGGCUGGACCCUGAGGGCCCUGAGACAGGAGCUGAGUUCUGCUUCACCCUCUCUUGGCUGGCAGCUCAGGGUGAGGGCGGAAGUGCUGGUGCUCACCUGGGCCCCACCAGGCCUCCCGAUACAUUCCUAUGGCAGACUCGCUGGGGGGCACCCUGGGAGGAGCAUGACCAGAGGUGCUGCCUCCUUGGAGGCCGCAGAGCCUUGCUUUCCAGCCUUGGGGGAUGGUGACGAGGAGACCUUCAGCACUGCAUCCUCUCUUGCGAACGGGGUGGUCCAGCUCCCUAUUGCACAGAUGGAAAACUUGAGUCCCAGCGAGGCAUCAAGCGUCAGAGCUGGGCUCAGAACUUGGAUCGCUCCCAUUCCGGAUCCAGGGAUAAAAGGCUGGCUCGGCCUCACCCCGUGCACCAACGGUCUUCCCUAAGGCUGCCCGAGGACUCCUCUGCUACUAAUUCCUUCUGCAGGGCAGCGGCCCUUUGGCUUCCGGCGUGCCAGA